UUAGAUCACUUGAUUGCAAGUUGCCACUAUCCUUCCAUGUUUGAUUCAAAAAGGGUAGCUUCUGAAUAAACCAAAUACCAAUUUCAGUGUGUUAAACAAAAUAUAUAUAAUAUAUUUGUGAAGUGAAGUCGCGUUUAGCCUGAGUUCGCAGCCAUGGCCACUCACGCAGCUCUGGCUUCCACUAGAAUCCCCACCAACACAAGGCUUCCUUCCAGGACUUCCUACUCUUUCACCACUCGCUGCUCAUCCAAGAGGCUGGAUGUGGCUGAAUUCAAUGGGCUUAGAUCUGCUUCCCUGACCUUCUCCAACAAUGGCAGAGAAGGAUCUUUCUUCGACGUCGUGGCUGCUCAACUUACCCCCAAGGCAGUAGGAUCAACUCCCGUUAGAGGAGAAACAGUGGCUAAACUCAAGGUGGCAAUCAAUGGAUUUGGACGUAUCGGUAGAAACUUUCUGCGGUGCUGGCAUGGCAGGAAAGACUCACCUCUUGACGUUGUAGUUGUCAAUGACAGUGGUGGUGUCAAGAAUGCCUCCCACUUGCUAAAAUAUGAUUCCAUGCUGGGAACUUUCAAAGCAGAGGUGAAAAUUGUGGACAAUGAAACCAUAUCAGUUGAUGGUAAGCCAAUCAAAGUUGUUUCAAGCAGAGACCCCCUCAAGCUUCCUUGGGGCGAACUUGGCAUCGACAUCGUUAUUGAGGGUACAGGAGUGUUUGUGGAUGGCCCAGGAGCAGGGAAACACAUCCAAGCAGGUGCAAAGAAGGUUAUCAUCACUGCUCCUGCAAAAGGUGCUGAUAUUCCAACAUAUGUUGUUGGGGUGAAUGAAAAAGAUUACUACCAUGAUGUCGCAAACAUCAUUAGCAAUGCCUCUUGCACCACCAAUUGUCUUGCGCCAUUUGUGAAGAUCAUCGACGAGGAAUUCGGCAUUGUGAAGGGAACCAUGACAACCACUCACUCCUACACCGGAGACCAGAGACUUUUGGAUGCAUCACACCGUGACUUGAGGCGAGCGAGGGCUGCAGCUUUGAACAUUGUCCCUACAAGCACUGGUGCAGCAAAGGCCGUGUCCCUUGUGCUGCCCCAGCUUAAGGGCAAGCUCAAUGGUAUUGCACUUCGUGUGCCUACUCCAAACGUUUCAGUUGUCGAUCUCGUUGUGAACAUUGAGAAGAAAGGCAUCUCCGCAGAUGAUGUCAAUGCUGCCUUCAGAAAGGCAGCUGAUGGACCAUUGAAGGGCGUUUUAGCUGUGUGUGAUAUCCCUCUUGUUUCUGUGGACUUCAAGUGUACUGAUGUUUCCUCCACAAUUGACUCUUCAUUAACAAUGGUGAUGGGAGAUGAUAUGCUCAAGGUCGUUGCCUGGUAUGACAAUGAAUGGGGAUACAGCCAAAGAGUUGUUGACUUGGCUCAUUUGGUGGCAAACAAAUGGCCGGGAGCAGGAUCGGGAAAAAGUGGAGAUCCAUUGGAGGACUUCUGCCAGACUAACCCAGCUGAUGAAGAGUGCAAAGUCUAUGAAGCUUAGGCAUCAUGUCUCUUGCUGGCUGCUUUGAGUCUAUGUUGUUAUUGUGCAUGAAUGUAUAAUGCUUGUUUUGAAUUCAAAUUCAAGCAAGAGAUUUUAAUCUAUCCAUUUAUAAAAUUUGAAGGCAGUAUUCUAGAGCUGCAAUAACCUUUUCAAAAAGGGACAGAAAUGAACGAAAAACAACAUGGACCAUCACCAUUAUUUCCUUCCUUA
Molecule: messenger RNA, 1719 nt
Organism: Benincasa hispida (wax gourd)
Lineage: Eukaryota; Viridiplantae; Streptophyta; Magnoliopsida; Cucurbitales; Cucurbitaceae
Gene: GAPB
Product: glyceraldehyde-3-phosphate dehydrogenase B subunit
Biological process (GO): glucose metabolic process
Molecular function (GO): NAD binding; oxidoreductase activity, acting on the aldehyde or oxo group of donors, NAD or NADP as acceptor; NADP binding
Source: RefSeq, a predicted model, not a curated record